AUAGCCUGGCCCAGCUUCUUACUCUCUCUCUCUCUGCUUCUUCACUGCAGUGUGACCAGAGGCUCUGCUCCUUCUAUAAUACCUUGCCUGCCUGGAUGGAAUUUAUCCCUUCCAACUUGUGACCAGAGGCUCUGCUCCUUCUAUAAUACCUUGCCUGACUCGAUGGAAUUUAUCCCUUCCAACUGCACAUGUCUGGUGACCAUGGAGGCCAGAAGAGGGCGAUAGAUCUCCCUGAAACUGGAGUUAAAGACCACUGUGAACUGCCAUAUGGGUGCUGGAAAUGGAGCCCAGGUCCUUGGGAAGAACAUCCAGUGUUUGUAACCAUCAAGCCCCCAAAGCUACAGUUACUGAGUCAGAACUAAGAAAGUUGGAUAAGAUUAGCAGUGCUGCAUGGUGGAGCUCUAAAAUGGCGGAGCAUGGGGAGGCCUCUGAGGAUCAAGUUUCUGAAUUUGAUUAUAAAUUUCUCCCUGAACUUUCUGUUCUUCUUGGAGUGGAUGCAGUUCAGCUGGCAAAAAGAAAAGAAGAAGAAGAGUGUAAGGAAAGAAUGAAAAUGAAGAAAGGUUUUAACUCGCAGAUGCGCAGUGAAGCCAAACGACUAAAGACUUUUGUGACCUAUGACACAUUCAGAUCAUGGACGCCACAGGAGAUGGCAGCUGCUGGAUUUUACUACAUUGGGGUGAAACGUGCGGUCCAGUGCUUUUGCUGUAGCUUAAUCCUCUUUGGUACGAGCCUCAGGAAACUUCCCAUAGAGAGCCACAGGAAAUUACGACCAGAAUGUGAGUUCCUUCUGGGCAAAGAUGUUGGUAACAUUGGCAAGUAUGACAUCCGGGUGAAGAGUCCAGAGAAGAUGCUGAGAGGUGACAAAGCAAGGUACCAUGAGGAGGAGGCUAGACUGGAGUCCUUUGAGGACUGGCCAUUUUAUGCCCAUGGUACAUCACCAUGUGUACUCUCGGCAGCUGGCUUUAUCUUUACAGGUAAAAGGGACACUGUGCAGUGUUUCUCCUGUGGUGGAUGCUUGGGAAACUGGGAAGAAGGAGACGACCCCUGGAAGGAGCAUGCCAAGUGGUUCCCCAAAUGUGAAUUUCUUCAAAGUAAGAAAACCUCAGAGGAAAUUGCCCAGUAUAUCCAAAGCUACGAGGGAUUUGUUCAUGUAACGGGAGAACAUUUUGUGAAUUCCUGGGUCAGAAGAGAACUACCUGUGGUGUCAGCUUACUGCAAUGACAGUGUCUUUGCUAAUGAAGAACUAAGGAUGGACACAUUUAAGGACUGGCCCCACAAAUCACCUUUGGCUGUUGAAGCUCUGGUCAGAGCAGGCCUUUUCUACACAGGCAAAAGGGACGUUGUCCGGUGUUUUUCCUGUGGAGGAUGUAUGGAGAAGUGGGAAGAAGGUGAUGACCCAAUAGAAGAUCAUACCAAGCUUUUUCCCAACUGUGUAUUUCUUCAAACCCUGAAGUCCUCUGCAGAAGUGAUUCCAGACCUUCAGAGCCAGUUUGUACUUCCAGAAAUCAUGGAAACCACAAGUGAAAGCAACCACGAGGAUCCAGCUACAGUCCAUCCUACAGUGAUGGAUGUUGCUCCAAGUGAAGCCCAGGAGCUUGAACCUGUAUCCAGCUUUGUGUCUGUUCGCUAUAGAGACCAGGAUCAGAAAGAAACCCAAGGAUGGGGAUGUGCAUCCAGGGGGUCCUAUCUUCCCUCCACAGACUUGACUCAGAGUGAAGCCCAGUGGUUUCAAGAGGCCAGGAGUCUGAGUGAGCAGCUGAGAGACACCUACACCAAAGCCACUUUCCGCCACAUGAACUUGCCAGAAGUGUGCUCCAGCCUUGGCACCGACCACUUGCUUGGCUGCGAUGUGUCCAUCAUUUCAAAGCACAUCAGCCGGCCAGUGCAAGGGGCCCUGACAAUCCCCGAGGUCUUCUCCCAUCUCAGCUCUGUCAUGUGUGUGGAGGGGGAAACUGGCAGUGGAAAGACAACCUUCCUGAAGAGAAUAGCUUUUCUCUGGGCAUCAGGAUGCUGUCCCCUGUUGAACAGGUUCCAGCUGGUCUUCUACCUCUCCCUUAGUUCCAUCACCCCUGACCAGGGACUGGCUAACCUCAUCUGUGCCCAACUCCUAGAGGCAGGAGGAUGCAUUAGUGAAGUGUGCCUAAGCAGCAGCAUCCGGCAGUUACAACACCAGGUGCUGUUCCUGUUGGAUGACUACAGUGGGCUGGCCUCACUCCCCCAAGCCCUAGACACACUGAUCACAAGAAACUACUUGUCACAGACCUGCUUAUUGAUCGCUGUGCAUACAAACAGGGUCAGGGACAUCCGCCCAUACCUAGAUACAAGUCUAGAGAUCAAAGAGUUUCCCUUCUAUAAUACUGUCUCUGUGUUACGGAGGAUUUUCUCCCAUAAUAUAACACGUCUACAGGAGUUUAUGGUUUAUUUAGGAAUGAAUGAAGAUUUACAGGGAAUUCACAAAACCCCCCUCUUUGUGGCAGCAGUCUGUACUGACUGGAUUCAAAAUCCAUCGGACCAACCCUUUCAGGAUGUGACUCUUUUCAAGUCCUACACGCAGUACCUGUCGUUAAAGCACAAAGCUACUGCUGAGCCUCUCCAGGCCACCAUGUCCUCAUGUGGGCAGCUGGCCUUGACAGGGUUUUUCUCAACAUGCUUUGAAUUCAGUAGUGAUGACCUGGCAGAGGCAGGAGUUGAUGAAGAGGAAGAGCUCACCACCUACUUGAUGAGCAAAUUCACUGCCCAGAGACUGAGACCAGUCUACCGGUUUUUAAGUCCUCUGUUUCAGGAGUUUCUUGCUGCCAUGAGGCUGACUGAACUGCUGGGUUCAGAUAGGCAGGAAGACCAAGAUCUGGGACUUUAUUAUCUGAGAAAAGUUAACUCACCCUUGAAGGCUAUGACCACCCACAAAAAUUUUUUGAAGUAUGUCUGCAGCCAUCCUUCCUCAAAGGCAGGGCCAGCAGUUGUAUCUCAUUUGCUUCAGUUGGUGGAUGAGAAAGACUUGCUAGAGAACAUGUCUGAAAUUGAGGAAUAUGUAAAUCGCCCUCCAGAAACUUCCCGGAUAAGUCAGGCAAUUAAGGAACAGUGGCAGCUGUCUCCUGAAUCUUUAUCUUCAUUAAUUUCAGAAAAUUUAUUGAGCAUUGCUCUAACCUUUGCUUAUGAAAGCAACACAGUUGCUGCAUGCUCUCCAUUUGUCUUAAAGUUCCUUCAAGGGAGAACACUGGCUUUGAAAGUACUGAAUUUACAGUACUUUAGGGACCACCCAGAAAGUGUGUUACUGGUGAAGAGUUUAGACCUCUCCAUACAUGGACAUAAAAUUCCACCUGUUAAAGACUACUCAGUCAUGGAAAAAUGUUAUGAAACAUUACAGCUACCAACUAUAGAUCAGGACUAUGCAUCUGCCUUUGAAAAAAUGAAGGAAUGGAUAAAAAAUUUAUCUGAAAUUGAAAAGAACAUAACAAGUUUUAUGAAAAACAAACUUUUGAAUCCACCCAAAAUAAGCUCUGGCUAUUGGAAACUGUCCCCCAAGCCAUGCAAGAUCCCUAGACUGGUUGUUUCAGUAAACUACAUGGGUCCAGCUGACCAAGCACUGCUCCAGGUCCUAAUGGAAAUCUUCUCAGCUUCACAGCUUAUCGAGCUCCAAUUAUUCAACAGCAGUGACUUUCUUGAAAGCAUCCGCCCAGCUCUGGAGCUGAAUCAGACCUCUGUCACCAGGUGCUCCAUAUCCAGGCUGGAGCUCAGCACAGCAGAACAGGAGCUGCUUCUCACCCUGCCUGCCCUGCAGACCCUUGAGGUCUCAGGGACAAACCAGUUACCAGAUCAGCUCUUCCGUAACUUGGACAAGUUCCUGGGCCUGAAAGAACUGUCUGUGAGACUAAAUGGCAAAUCAGAUGUGCUCUCAGUCCUUCCUGGAGAGUUCCCAAACCUCCAUCACAUGGAGAAAUUAUCCAUCGAAACUUCCACAGAGUCUGACCUCUCCAAACUAGUUAAAUUGAUUCAGAACUCUCCAAAUCUCCAUGUUUUCAAUCUGAAAUGUUGUUUCCUUUCAAAUUGUGAGUCUCUCAUGGCUGUGCUUGCUUCCUGCAAGAAACUCAUAGAGAUUGAGUUAUCUGGACGAUGCUUUGAAGCCAUACCCUUUGUCAACAUUUUGACAAAUUUUGUUUCUCUGAAGAUAUUGAAUCUUAAAGACCAACAUAUUCCAGAUAAGAUUACAUCAGAAAAGUUUGCCCAGGCUCUGGGUUCUCUCAGGAACCUGGAGGAACUGCUCCUUCCCUCUGGGGACGGGACUCACCAAGUGGCCAAACUGAUUGUCCAGCAGUGUCUGCAGCUUCCCUGCCUCAGAGUUCUCGCCUUUCACCACAUCUUGGAUGAUGACAGUGUGAUUGAAAUUGCCAGGGUGGCAACCAGAGGAGGUUUCCAGAAACUUGAGAUCUUAGAUCUUUCAGUGAAUCACAAAAUUACUGAGGAAGGAUACAGAAAUUUCUUUCAAGCCCUGGACAACCUGCCUAACCUACAAGAGUUGAAGGUCUGCAGGCAUAUCCCAGAAUGCAUUCAAGUUCAAGCCACCACUGUCAAGGCUCUGGGUCAGUGCAUGUCCCGUCUGCCCAGCCUCACCAGGCUCGGGAUGCUCAGUUGGCUCCUGGAUGAAGAGGACAAGAAAGUGAUUAAUGAUGUGAAGGAAAGACACCCUCAGUGCAGACGCUUGACUAUCUUGUGGAAAUGGAUAGUCCCGUUCUCUCCUGUAGUCCUGGACUAAAGCAUGCUCCUGAAGGCUACUGACAGUUAGAAAUACCUGGGCUUUUUGCACUUUAGCUGGACAUGGUGUUGCACUCUUGUACUUUCAACAUUUAGGAUACUGAGGUGUGAGAAUCAAGAAGUUCAGACCAGAUCCUGUCUCAAAGCUAAAGAUAUAACUAAUCAUCCUAUUAAAGAAUAUUUACUAACUGUAGACUAUUUAUUACUACUUUUUUUUAAAAGCCUGCAUGCUCACUAUUGAAUUUAGGAGCUAUGUAUGCCUUGGUAGUCCUUACAUGGUCCUCCCAUCUAAAGACUACAGCUUCAGUCAAGUUUGUAUAGAGAACCGUCAAUCACCAAGGUCAACAAGCAGUAGCUGGGAAUAGAACUUUGGUCUAAGUAGAAUCCACAACAUGGAAGCAAUGUUUGAUGGAUGCUGAGGUAGUGGGAGAAGAACAACAAACAGCUUUAGAACUCAUGGAACUCAGCCCCUGGUUAGCACCAUCUCAAGGAUGUGCCUCAGAGAGGACUCUGGGUCCUGCGGACUUCAUGCUGUCAUAGAGGUUUCCUCUGCUUGCUGCCCUCACACUGCAUCCUCAUGAUCUGUGAGUUAUAGGAGAACUCUAAGGGAGCUUACAAGCCCUCACUGGGCAGUGUCAUUGGCACUGACAACAGUGCUUGAUCAUCUUCAAGCAUUGCUGCUGGAGCAAAUCAAUGAUUCAAUCACCACCCCUGGAAAGAUCAUAGAAAUGUAGGUUGUUAGAAAAGUUAGGUUAAGCUGUUUUGUUAAUGUAUAACAAGUUGCUUAGUUGGGAAUGCAUGUGGCUCUUGGGAAUAAUUGUUUUUUCACUUGUAACAUGUAAAAUAUUUGUUCAUGUGAUGGUCUUGGGGAACAUGAUUUCUCUUACAUACACACACUGUAAUUGUUCACUAGAAGAAAAAUAGAAUAUGGUCAUGUUGUAAUUUCGAUACUUCUUGAAAGAUGUUUCUGGGAUACAUAAGCUGUGGGAGAAAAAAUAAAGUUGUUGCUUGCUCA
This is a messenger RNA of Apodemus sylvaticus (European woodmouse), 5764 nucleotides long. RefSeq names its product baculoviral IAP repeat-containing protein 1b-like. The record is from RefSeq and is a predicted model, not a curated record. Bases 281 to 4750 code for a protein of 1489 amino acids. Gene Ontology annotation, biological process: detection of bacterium; inflammatory response; pyroptotic inflammatory response. NCBI's taxonomy places the organism in Eukaryota, Metazoa, Chordata, Mammalia, Rodentia, Muridae. Gene Ontology annotation, cellular component: IPAF inflammasome complex. The transcript has 17 exons. Gene Ontology annotation, molecular function: ATP binding; cysteine-type endopeptidase inhibitor activity involved in apoptotic process.